AUGCCAAAAGAUCAAAACGAGUCAUCCUCUUCAUCAACAGAAAAGUCAUCCGCAUCGACCACAAGCCACAAUGCAAAACGAAGCUCUCGGAUUCAGAAAGCACUACAAGAGGCAUCUGAUCAAAAGAUCAAGAUUGAAGAUAAGAAUGGACAGAGAAGAAUGGACAUGUUGAGAAGUCAUUUGAAUCCCGAUACAUCUCAAAGACAGCAAGAAAAAUCGUCACCAACAUCAUCACCUCUAAAAUCAUCAUCGGAAAAAGCUGUCAAAUCAAACAAUGCACCACAAAAAUCACAAAUUGUAUUUCCAGCUGAAGAAUUAUCUGCUUAUCUUUCUCCAUUUUCUCCAAAAGAAAAUAAGGCAAGAGAGAAAGUGGUACAAGCAAUGAGAGAUCGCCCUGACUUAUUUCAUCCAUAUGACAUUGAUCUUUCGAGAAUUGAACAAUUAGAUUUAAAUUAUGAAAGAAUGAAGUAUUUAGUGAAGGAGAAGAAGUGUUUUUCUGUAGAUACAUUGGAACAUGAGCCUGCCACUCAUUUCGCUGCAAUGUCAGCUGUCGCUUAUUUUGAUCCUGCUCUUUCUGUAAAAACAAUGCUUCAGUUCAACUUUUGGGCUGGAACACUUUUGAACCUUGGCACACAAAGACAUAGAAAAUAUUUUGACAAAAUUGACAAUUUGGAGCUUAUGGGUAGUUAUGCCAUCACAGAGUUAGCUCACGGAUCGAAUGUAAGAGGAAUUCAAACAACUGCUACUUAUUGUAAAGACAGUGACACAUUUGAAAUUCAUACUCCAAACAGAGAAGCAUGCAAAUGGUGGAUUGGAAAUUCAAGACAUUGUCACAUGUGUCUAGUUUUUGCUCAGUUAAUUGUUGGAAAGGAAAAUCAUGGAAUCCAUUGCUUUGUAGUUCCAGUAAGAGAUCCCACUUCAAAUGAAAUAUUACCUGGAGUCAUCAUUGGAGACUGCACUGUAAAAGAGGGCCUAAACAACUUGGAUAAUGGAUUUUUAUUGUUUAACAAAGUGCACAUUCCAAGAGAAAAUUUGUUAAACAAGCACGGAGAUGUAACAGAAUCUGGAACAUAUCAAAGCCCAUACAAAAACGCAGCACAGAGAUUUGGAGCAAUGUUGUCGACUCUCACAAUGGGAAGAUAUUCAAUUUGUGGUAGCUCUACUGUUUCUUUGGCAAAAAUUCUUGCAACCACUAUUGGAUUUUCUUUUGAAAGAAGACAAUUUGGAAUUCCAAACAAGCCAGAAAACCCAGUGAUCAAUUUUCAAGCACAAAAACAUACCAUUUAUCCAAUAUUAGCAGAGUAUUUCGCGUUUAGAUUUGCUUCUAACCAUCUUCAUCAUUUGUAUGUCAAUAGAACACCCGAAACUGCUCAAACUUUACAUGUACUGAGUGCAGGUUUCAAAGCUUACUUGACAGAUCACAAUCAAUCCAGCAUUCUCAAGUUGAGAGAAAAAUGUGGUGGAUUGGGUUAUUCUCAACUUAAUAGAAUAGGUCUUACUAUUGCAAACCAUGACAUUUUCAAAACUUUUGAAGGUGACAACACUGUAUUAUUUCAAGAAGUUUCCAAAUACUUACUGGCAAAUUUUAAAAAGAUCAUGACUCAAAAGUACUCCAGUAUUUUCUCCUCUGUUGGUUAUUAUGUUUUAGAUUCUUUGAAUGGCAAUGUGAAAGCUAGACAUUUAAGAAAUGCCACCGAUUUAUUGGAUUCAAACUUUUAUCUAACACUUUUUGAGGUCAAGCUUGAAAAACAAGUACAAUCUGUUGCCACCCGUUUCCAAGAUAUUUUGAACGAACUUCAACUUUCGAAUAAGGAAAAUGUUCCAAAAGAUGAAAGAAAGGAAGUUAACAAAUUUAAUGCAUGGAAUUUGGUUCAAACUCAAUUAUUAGAAACAUCUAUUGCUUAUGUCGAAAAUGAAAUUCUCCAAAUAUUCCACAACAAAGUGAAGGAUUGUACACACAAACAAGUCAAGCAAAUUCUUCAAAAACAACUUUACUUGUUUGUGCUUGGAUUGAUCGAGAAAAAUUGCACCUACUUUUUAACUCACGACUUGAUGUCACCUAAAUUAGCCAAACAACUCGUGAAGGAAAAAGCAAGAGUUAUUUCCUCGAUGGAAGAUGGUGAAAUAUUGGGAUUAACAAAAAUCCUUGUUCCAGAUGUCGUUUAUGCCCCAAUUUGUAACUAUGAAGGAAUUAUGAAAGGUGUGGUCUCUACUGAUCCUUCUCCAAUGUAUGAUAACAUGCUUAUUCAAGCUUUGAACAACAGACAACUCUUUGGAAAUGCAACUAUGGAGACACUUGGUUUAAGAAAUUUGUAA
This is a messenger RNA of Naegleria fowleri, 2316 nucleotides long. RefSeq lists its product as uncharacterized. The record is from RefSeq and is a predicted model, not a curated record. Gene Ontology annotation, biological process: lipid homeostasis; fatty acid beta-oxidation using acyl-CoA oxidase. Gene Ontology annotation, molecular function: acyl-CoA oxidase activity; FAD binding; fatty acid binding. Gene Ontology annotation, cellular component: peroxisome. The coding region runs from base 1 to 2316 and encodes 771 amino acids. The transcript has 6 exons. NCBI's taxonomy places the organism in Eukaryota, Heterolobosea, Eutetramitea, Acrasida, Naegleriidae.